Molecule: messenger RNA, 3648 nt
Organism: Paramecium pentaurelia
Lineage: Eukaryota; Ciliophora; Oligohymenophorea; Peniculida; Parameciidae
Source: the annotation of a GenBank genome assembly
AUGCACUCAACAUAAUAGAUGUCUAAAUUUUCAAGUACAUACUCUACUAAUUACAACACCAAUACAAGACGAUAUGUUUCAAGUGCUAAAACCUCCCCAAUGACUGGACCACUCUAAAAAUUAAUUGAAACUGACAAUGACAAUUUUUCAAAGAGAGACAAGAAUCCAUAAGUAAUUAUAUCAUCAAAUAUAUUAAAGAAUCUCUUAUAAGAAAUACUCUACACCAACAACAUAACAAAAAUCUAGAAAUUAAUAUCUACAUUCACUUAACAUGAUCUUAAUAUAGAUAAUCUAUCUCAACAAGAAUUACUUAACAUUAUUCUUAAAGUAUACCAACUCAACCUCUAUGAAGAAAUCAAUUUUAUUAAUAUCCUUUAUGAAGCCUAUACAGAUAAAUAACAUAAAGAUGUUCUUAAAUAUCUCAUAUUACAUUGUCAUGAAUAAUUAAUUGGAAAAUCUGGAAAUACAACUCGUCUUUUAGAGAUCUUUUAAGAAAUGCUUACAUUAAAUCCUGAUUUUACUUCAUUUCAAUUGGAAUAUCAAUUGGAUUCAAUACCAGUUUCAUUCAGUCGUAUUUAAUUACGUUGUAUGUUCCUUCUUAAUCAAUAUGAUAUUUUACGUUCUUUAAAAGGAGCAGUGGCAUUAUUUGAAUAAUUGGAAGGCUUUAUAUUUCAACAAUUUAAAUCUAAUACUAUACCCACUUAAAGCGAUAUCAGUACCCUUGUUAUUGCAUAUAUAUUAUUAAGUGAACAAUUAGAAUUAUGUAAUAGACAUGGUUUAAAUAAAUAAGCAUUAGAAAUAAUUGGAAAACCAAUUGAUUGUUCAAUAAUUGAUCUUAAAAGAAAAUUUAUAUAUAAUGCAUCUAAAUUAUCAUAAAAAUAUCUAGGUUAAAUGAUUUUUGAUUAAAUUAAUGGAUUACAUAGAAAAAUGAGUCCUGAUUUAAAUCGAUCUUAAAUAGUUUCAUAAGAUACAAUUAUACAUUAAUUUCUCUUAGAUUCACUUGAUAUGGUUUAUCUAAAAACUUAUAAAGAUAUGUUUGAUAUUGAUCGUUUAAGUACUAAUAUAAUAACAUAACCAUAUGUUUAUACACUUAUGGAAAAGUAUAAAAUUGUAUUAUUUUAGAAUAUUACCUGAAAGUAAGAAAAAGGAUAAAGUAUUAUCAAUAUUAAGUGAUGAUUAAAUUAGACCAAAUUCAGGUAAGUAAUUUCAAAUUAAAUAAAUAAAAAGUGAUCUCAAUAGUCCUAAUUAAAGUAAAUUUAAAUAAUAAAAUUUUAAUGUUCUCUCAAAUAACAAUUCUUAAACUUAAAUACCUGUUAUUACAACAAAUAAACCUAUAUCUAAUAGACCACCUUUAAAUUAAUAAUUAUCAUCUGGAUCAUUACAUUCUUCUGGUAAACUUAAUUAAUUUGAUUCAUAAGAAUUUGAAAUAAUUUAAAAUAAAUUAGUGAUCUAAUAAAGAGAAUUAGAUGAAUUAAAAUAAUUAUAUACUUUAUAAUUAACAACUAAAAAAUAAGAACCAGAAAAUAAUUAAUUAGCUGAAUAAAUGAAGAAAAAAAUAGAUUAAUUAGAAAAUAAUCUAUUUUAAAUAAAGAAUGAAAAUUCAAUUAAUAAAAAAGAAAAAGAAUAAAAAUAAAAUGAAGUUAUUGAAUUAAAAACUUAAUUAUAAGAUUUAAUUACAAAAUAAUCAUAAUUAGAGAAAUUAUUAUAAUCAUAAUCUUAAUAAUAAUAAAUGAUAAUAUAUUAAUAAAACCUUUUAUAAUAAUAAUAAUAAGCUGCUGCUUAAACUACAUAAUCAUUAAAUUAAUAGUAAUCAAAUUCUAUUAUACAAACAGCAUCUAUGAAUAUUUAAAUACCACCAAAAGAAGCUUAAAAACAUUAAAAUAUUCUUAAUCAUUCACCAGAUGAUGAUUUUAUUUAAAUGGAUGAUACUACUCCUUAUAUUUAUAAAUAAAAUUAAAGCUAUAUUAUAUAAUUAUUAGAAAUGCUUGAUAUAAAUAUUGCCUUUGCUAAAAUGUAUACUAGAUAUUAAUCAGCAUCAUAAGAUGAAAAUGAUUAAUGGAAUAGUGAUAUAUAAAAUAUUGCCAAUUAUAGAGUAGAAGCUACAGUAGUUGAAACUAGAGAUGAAGGUAAAUCAAUACUUCUAAAAUCAUUUGAUGAAAAAAAUUCAUUACUGUGUUAAGAAAAUAUAAAUUUAGAAUUAUUGAAAGGUUUAAUAACUUAUGUAGAUUUUUAAGAAAUGCUACCAACUAAUUAACCUAGUAUUAAUACUACUCAUUAAUUCUUUAAAUUCUUAGUUUUACCAUAUACUGCUGUUGUUCCAGAUGAAAUAACAUAAGAGAUGAAAUUACAAUUUUGGCCAAAACCAUAUGGAUUAUUAAAUGGAUUGACUUUGAGAAUAGAUUUCAUGGACAAAAAUUGUUUAAUUUAUAUACAUCAUAUUGAAACUGAUUAAUUUAGGAUUUCUAUUUGUGAUCCAAUUAGUAAAGAUACUUUAAGAUUAGAUUUAGAAAUGGAUUAUUCAACUAUGGAUUCUUUCUUUAAAGAUGCAAAAUCUAUAAAAGAUUAAUAUGCAUACUUUAGUAAGACUACAUUAUUAAAAAUGACAGAAAAGACACCAAAAUUUGGUGAUGAUGAUGUAGCUGAAGCAUUAUAGGAGAAACAUUUUGAUAAAAAUAAAGUAAAAUAAAUAUAAUAGUCAAUAUCAUUAAAUUAAACUUAUAUGGUAGAGAAUUUAAUUUUUAAAAAUCCUAAAGAAUUUCUUAAAUAUUUAAAGACAAUUGUAAUAUAAUUUGAGUAAUAUUUGAAAUCUUUAGGAAUAUCAUUCUCGAAUACAUUAUUUGGAUAAAAAUAUUUUAGAUGUAAAAGUUGGAAUACUGGAUCUAAAAAUUAAUUACAAAUCGUAUUAGAUAAUUAAGAUCAAUAAAAUAUUUAAGUUUGUUUAUAGAAUUGUUUUGAAACAUUUGGACCAAAUAAAACUAAAAUUAAAGCUAAAGGAUUAACAACACUUCCCUAUUCAUCAAUACAAAGAGAAUUCUCUGUUAUGUUUGAUAAAUUAUAAUCUGAAGAGAAAAUUGUAAUAUUUUAAUAACUCUUAUAUUCAUUCAAUUUAAAUGUGUUUGAUAAAGCUUGUGAAUAAAGUUAAGAAUAAUUUGAUAAAAAUCCAAUCAUAUAGAAUUCUUAUGAUUGUGGUUCAUAUAAAAGGUAUUAUUAAUUUAUAAAUAAAUUAGAAUGAUAUUAUAUGAUAAUUCUAAAAUAUCUGUAGUAACUAUUUCAGUUAUUGGUGCAAAUAGAAGGAUGUGUGGAGUCAAAUUCUCUGUUUUCAAUAUAGAAACAACAUAAGAAAUUGGUGUUUAUUUACCAACAUCUUAAGGUGAAUGGGAUUUGAGAUCUUUAGACAAAUAAAAGAUUAAAUCUUCUGUAGAAAAUGUUCCUUUUGCAGAAUUUUUCCUUACAUAGAUUCUUAGAUGUCCAAUUACUACAUAAGUUAAUAUAUUAUUUAUAUGUUAGAUUUUAUUUAAGAAAAUAUUGAAAGCCGAUAGUAAAAACAAUUAAAUUAAUAGUAAUGAAAUAAAAAAUCGUAAAGCAUUCAUAGAAAGAAUAGAUAAUCUUAUUACUUGGUAAGAAGUAUUAGCUGCUGCUUAAAAUUGA